Messenger RNA from Cadophora gregata, 1326 nucleotides. RefSeq names its product Aureobasidin resistance protein Aur1 (gene IPC1). Gene Ontology annotation, cellular component: inositol phosphoceramide synthase complex. The coding region runs from base 1 to 1326 and encodes 441 amino acids. Gene Ontology annotation, biological process: sphingolipid biosynthetic process; inositol phosphoceramide metabolic process. The record is from RefSeq and is a predicted model, not a curated record. Gene Ontology annotation, molecular function: inositol phosphoceramide synthase activity. The transcript has 2 exons. Lineage: Eukaryota; Fungi; Ascomycota; Leotiomycetes; Helotiales; Ploettnerulaceae.
AUGGCAGAUCCAAGAUACUACCCAGCCGCAUCACCUAUGACCUUCACGAAAACGAAGAUGCCCUUCUCCUGGCCUUCGAUACUGAAUCCCAUUCCUCGACGGUAUCGCCGCCGGUUACGUUCCAAGUUUCGGUCUGCUCAGUCUCCCGCCUCCUCUAUCGCCAGUAUCCAGACUUCCUUCAACCCCGCAGAUUCGAUCAAGGCCCUCAGAGCUCACAGAUGGUCAUAUUACGAUGCGAAAUAUCUGAUCCUGAUCAUCGUCAGUGUCUUUUCGCUCUCAAUAAGUCAGGCACCCGGGCCGUUGGUCAAGACAGGCGCAUCGGCUUUGCUCAUGCUUGCUUUGCUCAUGCCAAUAACGAGACAAUUCUUUUUGCCAGUGCUACCGAUCUUCACAUGGUUGCUCUUCUUCUUUAAUGCCAGAUUCAUUCCAUCAGAAUACCGACCUCAUAUCUGGGUGAAGGUCUUACCUGCUCUCGAAAAUAUAUUUUAUGGUGCCAACAUUAGCAAUAUCCUCUCGGCCCACAAGUUCGUAGUUUUGGAUGUUCUGGCGUGGGUGCCAUAUGGGCUCUUACAUUUUGGAGGACCAUUUUUCUGGGCAGCCCUGAUGUUCUUCUUUUCCGCUCCGGGAACACUUCCAGUCUUCGCACAGACAUUCGGAUACUUGAACAUCGCGGGUGUAGCAAUUCAACUUAUCUUCCCAUGCUCACCACCGUGGUACGAAAAUCUUUAUGGUCUCGCUCCAGCAAACUACUCGAUUCCCGGAUCACCCGCUGGUUUGGCUCGCGUCGACAAGCUCCUGGGCUUCGACAUGUAUACAACAAAUUUCACUGCAUCACCCUUAGUGUUUGGAGCUUUCCCAUCCUUGCAUUCUGGAAAUGCAGUGUUGGAGGCUCUUUUCAUGAGCCAUUGCUUCCCCAAACUUAGACCUUUGGUGAUUGGCUACGCAAUGUGGAUGUGGUGGGCUACAAUGUACCUGUCACAUCAUUAUGCCGUUGACUUGGUUGGAGGUGGAUUCUUGGCUGCCAUUGCAUUCUAUAUUGCAAAGGCCAACUUCCUACCCCGGGUUCAAAUGGACAAGGCGUGGAGAUGGGAUUACGACUACGUUGAGAAGGGAGAGGCACCUAGCGGAGCCUACGAAUAUGGCCUCUCGGUUCUGGACAUCGACGAUUUCCGCAACGACAGCAGCGACGAGUGGACCGUGGGCUCUUCAUCUUCAAUCUCCUCGGGCUCGAGGAGUCCAGUCGAUGAAAGCCAAUCUUCUUGGGAAGGCGAGACAUUGGCAUCCCAAGCAUCAGAUACGGAACUCAACGAAAUCGCCAUUAGAUAA